AUGUUCGAGAAAAAGUUUAACAUUGAAGUACAAACUUUACAGCCUUUACGUGAGUUUCUUGCACAACUGAAAGAAGAAGGUAGUCAGCCACAACUUAUAGACUUUCAUUAUGAAUUUAAUGAAAAUGAAGAUGGAACUCAUGACUGUCAGUUUGUUAUAUAUUCACCAUUCAAUGAAGUAGCUAAAAAGAAAGAAAAUCCAUUACGUAUAAGAUUUCAAAUCUCUGAACCCAAUGAAGACUUCAAGAAUGUUUUCAAUUAUGAUGCAAUGCUUCCGAGGAAAAAUGAAUUUUCAAAGAUUGUAACACCUGGCAUUUGGGAUAGAAAGCAAGCAAUAUUAUAUUCAAACUUAAGUAAGGGAGUUGAAAAUGAGUUCAUUGGUCAUACAAGAACUUCACCACUUCCUAACCCUAAAUACUAUAAAUUAACUGGCUUCAAUCGUGAGUUUUGGAUAGACAUGUUCUCCACUCAUGACCAUAACUGUCCAGUGUUCUUACCUCCAGACCAUAAGGACAGUCUCUACAUUGAAGCACAACUCUUAAACUCUACCAUCGCAGUAUUGUAA
Trichomonas vaginalis G3 is the source of this 564-nucleotide messenger RNA. RefSeq lists its product as uncharacterized. The record is from RefSeq and is a predicted model, not a curated record. Lineage: Eukaryota; Parabasalia; Trichomonadida; Trichomonadidae. Bases 1 to 564 code for a protein of 187 amino acids. The transcript has a single exon.